GCCACAUAGGUAGCUUUGGAAUUGGGGUCUUGUCAUCACAGUGAAGCAUGACAGCGACACACCCACUGAGAUGAGAUGGGCAUACAAGGAACUCCCCCACACCCAAACAGAUUCUAAAAGCUGGCAUGUGGGUCAGUUUUCUUACAAAGCAGACUUCAUCAUGAGCGAACCUCAAAGUGUUCCCGAGCAGAUGGCAGCAGGGAAGAGCCAAGGAGGAGCAGGUGGGAGCUAUAAGGCUGUAGUUUUUGAACUUGAGAACUUCCAGGGCCGGAAGAUGGAACUCUCGGCCGAAUGUAAGGAUCUGUGCGAGAAAGGCUUUGAGAAAGUGGGCUCUGUCCUCAUCGAGUCUGGUCCAUGGGUGGGAUUUGAGCGCCAGGCCUUUGGUGGAGAGCAGUUUGUUCUGGAGAAAGGUGAAUACCCUCGAUGGGACACGUGGUCCAACAGCCAGGCUAAUUACAGCCUCAUGUCCCUCCAUCCCCUGAGAGUGGACAGUGCAGAACACAAAAUCCACCUCUUUGAGAACGCUGGUUACAAUGGGCGCAAGAUGGAGAUCGUGGAUGAUGAUGUGCCCAGCCUGUGGGCACACGGCUUCCAGGACCGUGUGGCCAGCAUCAAAGUACUGAAUGGAACCUGGGUAGGCUACAUGUACCCUGGAUAUCGAGGCCGCCAGUUUGUCUUUGAGAAGGGGGAGUUCAAGCAUUGGAAUGACUGGGAAGCCAACCUGCCUCAGAUCCAGUCGAUCCGGCGUGUGCGUGACAUGCAGUGGCACAAACGUGGCUGCUUCCAGCUGCCUGCCACGCCUGCUGUCCCUGCGGCCGUCGGGAGCAGCUGAAGGAGAGCACUGCCGGCCAGCAGUCACUCGGACUCCGCUAAAGCCAGCAAAGCCACGAAGAAACGGCGGAUGCACCAAUGACCCGGUCCUAGCGUCCAGUGAUAAUGUCCAUGUACUACCCUCUUAAUAAAGAGUAAGACCCA
Polypterus senegalus (gray bichir) is the source of this 975-nucleotide messenger RNA. RefSeq names its product crystallin, beta B3 (gene crybb3). Lineage: Eukaryota; Metazoa; Chordata; Cladistia; Polypteriformes; Polypteridae. Gene Ontology annotation, biological process: lens development in camera-type eye; visual perception. The record is from RefSeq and is a predicted model, not a curated record. Gene Ontology annotation, molecular function: structural constituent of eye lens. The coding region runs from base 71 to 832 and encodes 253 amino acids. The transcript is spliced from 6 exons.